Messenger RNA from Apis laboriosa (Himalayan honeybee), 2281 nucleotides. RefSeq names its product glycine receptor subunit alpha-4 (gene HisCl1). Gene Ontology annotation, molecular function: transmembrane signaling receptor activity; chloride channel activity; neurotransmitter receptor activity. The coding region runs from base 514 to 1899 and encodes 461 amino acids. Gene Ontology annotation, cellular component: membrane; neuron projection; synapse. Lineage: Eukaryota; Metazoa; Arthropoda; Insecta; Hymenoptera; Apidae. The transcript is spliced from 9 exons. Gene Ontology annotation, biological process: chemical synaptic transmission; regulation of membrane potential; chloride transmembrane transport. The record is from RefSeq and is a predicted model, not a curated record.
CCCUUCGCCGAUAAGAGUCGCGUCGUGUCCCCGAUCCUUGCUAGGGUUUCCUCCGCGGAUCGUGGCCCCGAAAUUGGCCACCGGUGAAUUUCUACGGGAGGUAUCUUGAUACCUCUUCUCACUUCUUUCUCACAAAUCUCGAGAUUGGUCGUCCACCAAUCUCGUUUCUCCAUCCGAUUGCACGUACACGAAAUAAAUAUUUGGUGUACGCAAGACGUGGAACGCGAAGAGGAGGGACGAUUCGAUAGGAAUAUUCGUAGAUCCCGAUCGAGAAUCUCCCCUUCCGAUGAUCCUCGUUCGAGGAUCGAGGCGACUGUCGCAGAUCGACGUAACGCGCACCGGCCACCGACUUUGAUGGAUAUUCGAGGGAAGUUGCGGCUGAUGCGGCUGGUGGGCCGAUAAGCUGGCCGCGGUGUCGCGAUAAGGAAUUCUGGAGUGGUUCACGAGGGGAUUCGGAGAGCUGCACGAUUGGACAAAGAGGAUCGGACACGGUAGAAUGUGCAGCUGAUCGGAAUGAAGAGACACUCUCUGCUGAUAUUAUGCUACUACCUGUGCACGCUCUUUGACAUGGCGGCCCUACACUUUCCCGAGGAAAUAUGCGAACCGGUACUUUCCACGGAGGUCGAAGGCUGGCAUAUUAAAGUCGAUAGCCUAUCGUCCAGUACGUUUCGACUUUCGGCGAGAAAGCGAGGGUACCGUUUUUUUCCCAAGAUCGAAAGGGAGUCGGAUCUCGAGUACGGGAGAAAGGAGUCCUCUUUGUCUCUCAAGGACAUCCUCCCUUUGAACCCGAAGCUGUACGACAAGCACAGGGCGCCCAAGUUCCUGGGCCAGCCUACCAUCGUCUACUUCCACGUGACGGUGCUCAGCAUCGACUCCAUAAACGAGGAAUCCAUGACGUACGUUGCGGAUAUAUUUCUGGCGCAAAGUUGGCGGGAUUCUAGACUACGACUUCCGGAGAACAUGUCCGAGGAUUACAGAAUAUUGGACGUAGACUGGCUGCACAAUAUCUGGAGGCCUGAUUGCUUCUUCAAGAACGCGAAGAAGGUCACCUUCCACGAGAUGUCGAUACCGAAUCAUUAUCUUUGGUUGUAUCACGACAAAACCUUGCUUUACAUGUCGAAAUUGACACUCGUCCUCUCCUGCGCGAUGAAGUUCGAGUCCUACCCCCACGAUACUCAAAUUUGCUCAAUGAUGAUCGAAAGUUUGUCGCACACCACCCAGGAUCUGGUGUUCAUAUGGAACAUGACCGACCCCCUGGUGGUGAAUCCAGAGAUCGAGCUACCCCAGCUGGACAUCUCGAACAAUUACACGACCGACUGCACGAUCGAAUACUCGACAGGCAACUUCACCUGCAUCCAGAUAGUGUUCAACCUUCGGCGCAGGCUCGGUUAUCACCUGUUCCACACGUACAUACCGUCCGCGCUGAUCGUGGUCAUGUCCUGGAUCGCGUUCUGGAUCAAACCCGAGGCGAUCCCGGCCCGGGUCACCCUCGGUGUGACGUCACUGCUGACCCUCGCGACUCAGAACACGCAGUCUCAGCAAUCACUGCCGCCCGUCUCCUACGUGAAGGCCAUCGACGUGUGGAUGUCCUCGUGCAGCGUGUUCGUGUUCCUCUCGCUCAUGGAAUUCGCCGUGGUGAACAAUUACAUGGGGCCGGUUGCCACCAAGGCGAUGAAGGGCUACUCGGACGAAGAUCUGAGAGAAGCCAUCGACGAGUUCAAAACACCUAUGAGGAACGAUUCGGAGAGGAACAGAAGCCCGGUCAGGCCCGCGACCGUUCAAUACGACACCUGCUGCCAGGGUCGAGCGACUGCGAUCUACAUCGACAAGGUGUCCAGAUUCUUCUUUCCGUUCUCCUUCCUCAUCUUGAACGUGGUCUACUGGAGCACCUUCCUGUAGAACGUCUGUCUGAAUCAAGGAUGCAAGAAACGACGCGAGGAGGAAUCGUUGGAUCCGUUCGAUCGACCUGUCUCUGCAAACUAUUGCCUCUCGUUUCGAUCUUUGCCGUCUUCGGCGAUUAGAAUUGAUUGUGUGCAAAUCGCAGCAAUCAACACAAGGAAAAUAAGUGAGGUGUUCCUUCUUGAAGAAUAAUCGAUAAUCGCUCCGUGGGAACGAGCGAUUAAGCAAAGAAUCGAACGAAACGAAGGCGGUUUUUCUAUUCGAAUCUGCUAGAAGAAUUUCCAGCGCCUUUUAUAUAUAAUUAUAUAGAGAAACACGCAACCGUCUACGAAAUGAUUAAUUAAUCGUAAUAUUUACCUGUUAAGAUUCGCGUUUAAGAUUA